AACAAAUCAUGACAGAAUUAACGACUGUAGACUAUAUAAUCGUUGGCGGGGGUCUUAGCGGCUGCGCUCUAGCUUCGCGCCUAAGACGUUCCCUGCUGAAUACUUCCAUCCUGGUUCUUGAAGCUGGCCAGGACCCGGACCCGGAACACGAUGUCGUUUCAACCUUUGGAGGCUUUGCUCUACAAGGCGGUGCUCUAGACUGGCAAUUUCAAACUGCAGCGACGCCGUCUACGGCGAACCGUACACAUACUUUAACACAUGGCAAGACGCUUGGUGGCGGUAGCGUACUUAACUACGGAGGGUGGUCGCGCGGUGAUGAUCCGGACUACGAUGCCUGGGCUGUGAAGCUAGGCGGAGAUGCCCGUUGGUGCUAUGCUGGCUUGUUACCUUAUUUCAAGCGCACCGAAAGCUUCUACGAUACCAGUGCUAAUACCGAGAAACACGGCUUUGACGGCCCGUUGAAAAUCACCCCAACCAAGGCAAGUCAUGCGGCCAGGAAAUAUCCUCUCCGCGACCCAAUAGAGAGGGCGUGGAAGGAAGUCGGACUACAGAAAAAUAUCGAUCCCUUUGCGAACCGCUUAGCUGGACUAAGCGACUACUACGAAAUCUGGGAGGAUGGAAAGAGGCGGCCUAGUCACCUCGCAUAUCCAUUAAAAGGGGUGGAUGUGAGGACAUCUACUACGGUCUCGCAAAUAUUAUUCGAAGUAGACGGGACACCAAAGGCGAUAGGUGUAAAGCUAGUAAAUGGGCAGACGGUUAGAGCAAAGAAAGAAACCAUCCUCUCCGCGGGUACAUUGCAAACACCACGCCUCUUACUUCGUUCAGGUAUCGGAGAACCCUCAGUCUUAUCUGAGAACAAGAUCCCUUUGGUACAGGCCCUUCCUAGCGUCGGUCAACAAUAUUUUGACCAUUUUGCUUUGUUCCAAUGGUUCAAGAUCAAAGAUCCUUCUCGUGGGCUUGUGCUAGGCCACCCUAACCUGUCCGACCCGGCCUUUGUAGCAGGCAUGCCGGGUGACUUCAGCGCCAACGAAGGGCUUCCGCGCGAUAUCCUAGAGAAAGCCCUUGACGAAGACGGCGUUGUAGGUACAGAGCGCGAGGCCUUACUACAGCCGGGUCGCGUGUUCGUGGAAACGCUAAUCUUUUACCACCCCCUCGCUCCCAGCUUCCCCUCUGACGGCAGCAUACUUUGCACGUCUACUAUGCUCACUCUACCUAGUAGUCGCGGCCGUGUGUUGCUAUCCAAAGAUAUCGACAGCACCACCCCUCAUAUUGAGCCAAACUACUUCACAACCGCUCUCGACCGUGUUUCUCUUAUUCACGGUGUGCGACGUCUACUAAAUGUUAUGCUUGGUACGGAAGCUUUGAAGGACUAUAUCGAGUCCGAGUUGCCACCGCCGAGUUUCACUCCACUUACGCUAGAGUCCUCUGACAGUGAAAUUGAGGACAGAAUUAGAGCCGUCGGCGUCGCUCACUUCCACGCUAUGGGUAGCUGUGCCAUGGGGAAGGUCGUGGACGGUGAUCUCAGGGUCAAGGGUAUUCAAAGUCUUAGGAUCUGCGACGCCAGUGUUUUCCCAAGCCCUAUAGGAGGACAUCCCAUGGCGAGCCUGUACGGCGUCGCGGAACAAGCUGCUGAUAUUAUCGCUGCAAGUGCUUGAUUGCGCAACGAUGGAUCUCUGGUGAUAACCAUGUGAAAAAGAUAUAUUAAAUACCUAGUUACCUAAGAUGUAUCAUGGUUUGUUUGAACGAAUCUUAGGAAGGUACCGAAUAUAACGACAUUAUUA
Messenger RNA from Daldinia decipiens, 1781 nucleotides. Its product is annotated as putative GMC oxidoreductase. The transcript has a single exon. Lineage: Eukaryota; Fungi; Ascomycota; Sordariomycetes; Xylariales; Hypoxylaceae. Gene Ontology annotation, molecular function: oxidoreductase activity, acting on CH-OH group of donors; flavin adenine dinucleotide binding. The record is from RefSeq and is a predicted model, not a curated record. The coding region runs from base 9 to 1655 and encodes 548 amino acids.